CGCGGCGGGCCGAGCCGGGCGGAGGCAGCGGCGUCCCACUGUCCCCCCGCGAGGAAGCUCCUGCGCUGCCGCCACUUCUGCACGAACCUGAACUUGUCACUGAGUGGUGAGAGCAGGUGCUGCCCUGCCCACCUCAGAACCUGGCCACAGAGCCUGCUCCUUUCCGUCUCCUGCCCUGGCCUCCCCACCCACACCUGGGCUCUGCUGUGUCCCCAGGAGCUCUGGAGCCCCAGGACCAUGGACGCUCUUAAUAGGAACCAGGUGGGCCCUGGAUGCAAGACCCAAGCAAUGGUCAAGAAGGGGCCCUUGGACUUGAUUGAGACAGGCAAAGGGCUGAAAGUGCAAACGGACAAGCCCCACCUGGUGAGCCUGGGCAGCGGGCGGCUCAGCACAGCCAUCACCCUUCUGCCGCUGGAGGAAGGGAGGACCAUGAUUGGCUCUGCGGCCAGGGACAUCUCCCUGCAGGGUCCGGGUGUGGCUCCGGAGCACUGCUGCAUUGAGAAUGUGCGGGGCGUCCUCACCCUCUACCCGUGUGGCAACGCCUGCAGCAUCGACGGGCUCCCUGUCCGGCAGCCCACCAGGCUCACUCAGGGCUGUAUGUUGUGCCUGGGUCAGUCCACCUUCCUCCGCUUUAACCACCCGGCUGAAGCCAAGUGGAUGAAGAGUAUGAUUCCAGCAGGGGCCCGGGCCCCCGGGCCCCCCUACAGCCCUGGCUCAGGCCCGCUGGUGGGCCGAACGUUUUCAGACGGCGCGGCCGCCCGCGCCCUGCAGCCCCCCGAGAGCCCCCGCCUGGGCCGCCGGGGCCUGGACAGCAUGCGGGAGCUCCCUCCGCUGAGCCCGUCCCUGUCGCGAAGGGCGCUCUCCCCCGUACCCACCAGGACUACGCCAGACCCCAAGCUGGCCAGGGAAGUGGCCGAGAGCCCCCGGCCCCGGCGCUGGGCGGCCCAUGGGGCGGCGCCCGAGGACUUCUCCUUGACCCUGGGCGCCCGCGGCCGCAGGACGCGGAGCCCCUCCCCCACCCUCGGGGAGUCCCUGGCCCCCCGCAAGGGCAGCUUCAGCGGCAGGCUGAGCCCGGCCUACAGUCUGGGCUCCCUGCCCGGGGCCUCGCCCCGCCAGAGCCCCCGCGCCCAGAGGAAGCUGUCCAGCGGGGACUUGCGGGUGCCCGUCAGUCGGGAGCGGAAAAACAGCAUCACCGAGAUCAGCGACAACGAGGACGACCUGCUGGAGUACCACCGGCGGCAGCGCCAGGAGCGGCUCUGGGAGCAGGAGAUGGAGAGGCUGGAGCGCCAGCGCCUAGAGACCAUCCUGAACCUGUGUGCUGAGUACAGCCGGGCGGACGGGGCGCCCGAGGUUGGGGAGCUGCCCAGCAUCGGGGAAGCCACCGUCGCCUUGGCGCUGGCAGGCCGGAGGCCCUCAAGAGGCCUUUCAGGGGCCACCGGAGCCUGUGGGCGGGGCACUGAGGAGCCCGGGGGUGCCACCCAGCACCUGUGGGAGUGUGUGGACCGCUCAGACGAGGAGAAUCUCAAGGAGGAGUGCAGCAGCACUGAGAGCACCCAGCAGGAGCAUGAAGAUGCACCCAGCGCCAAGCUCCAGGGGGAGGUGCUGGCCCUGGAGGAGGAGCGGGCUCAGGUGCUGGGCCGAGUGGAGCAGCUCAAGGUCCACGUGAAGGAGCUGGAGCAGCAGCUGCAGGAGUCGGCCCGGGAGGCCGAAAUGGAGCGAGCGCUGCUGCAGGGGGAGAGGGAGGCCGAGCGGGCAUUGCUGCAGAAGGAGCAGAAGGCCCUGGACCAGCUGCAGGAAAAGUUGGUGACCUUGGAAACCGGCCUGCAGAAGGAGAGGGACAAGGAGGCCGAGGCCCUGGAGACCGAGACGAAGCUGUUUGAGGACCUGGAGUUCCAGCAGCUGGAGCGGGAGAGCCGCGCCGAGGAGGAGCGGGAGCUGGCGGGCCAGGGGCUGCUCCGCAGCAUCGCCCAGAGGAAGGAGCGCCUGGCAGUCCUGGACAGUCAGGCCGGCCAGAUCCGGGCCCAGGCCGUGCACGAGUCUGAGCGCCUGGCGCGGGACAAGAACGCCUCCUUGCAGCUGCUGCAGAAGGAGAAGGAGAAACUGGCUAUGCUGGAGAGAAGGUACCACUCACUCACAGGGGGCAGGCCCUUCCCGAAGACCACAGCGACCCUCAAAGAGAUGGAGGAGCUGCUGCUCCCUGCUGUAGACCUAGAGCAGUGGUACCAGGAGCUGAUGGCCGGGCUGGGGCCUGGCCCCGCCGCGGCCUCCCCGCGCUCCUCUCCCCCGCCUCUGCCCGCCAAAGCUUCCCGGCAGCUGCAGGUUUACCGCUCCAAGAUGGACGGCGAGGCCGCCGGCCCCCUGCCCUCUUCCUCUGGCUCUUCUUCCUCUUCCUCCCAGCUCAGCGUGGCUACCCUGGGCCGCAGCCCCUCCCCCAAGAGUGUGCUGCUCACCCAGAACGGCUCGAGCAGCCUUCCUCGCAACCUGGCGGCCACGCUGCAGGACAUUGAGACCAAGCGCCAGCUGGCCCUGCAGCAGAAAGGCGCGUCGCUUCCUGCCGAGCCCCCCACAGCUGGCGACCCAGCAGGUAGAGCGUUGGUCACUGAGGGCAUCGCUUGGGUCAGGCAGCCCCCCCCGGGCGUCUGCAUGAUGUUCUCUGUGCAGGACCUCGCUGCCCCCAGGCAGGCCCCCCCACACCCCCGGCUGAGCUGGGACCGGGUGUCUGGCUGGCCUCACCCCUGCAGCCGAGCUGUCUCCGCCUCAGCUGUGCUCUGCUGUCGUCUCCCCUCCUCCCCUGCUCUCGCCCCUGCAUCAGGCCGGGUUUGCACGGACGCCCGCUCACGCCAUCCCGCUGCCCCCUCCCCAGCGGGCAGGCCCAUGCAUGAGCCCUGCCCCCUCCAGCGCAGGACGCCGGAGCCGUGCUGGAGCCAAACUGCACGCAGGCGCCCGAGGCCCCGGCAGUCCCUGAAGAUAGGCACUCUUGGCCCCAUUGCACAGCUGAGGCAGCUGAGGCUUAGGGACUUAAAAUGCGUUUGUCAGGGUCUCAGAGCGCAGACCGGUGGCAGAGCCAGGAUGGGAAGCCAGCGUGGUCUCACUUUAAACAAGGUGUUUGAAGAGGGUGGCGCCUCCCGGUGCCAGGCUGCCGUCUGGGGAGGGGCGGCCGGGCAAGGGGAGGGAGGGGCGGCCCUGGGCGCCGACCGCUGGCUCCGGCGGCAGGAGCGGGAGUUGGAGCUCCGGCGGCAGGCCCUGGAGGAGGAGCGGAGGCGGCGGGAGCAGGUGGAGCGGAGGCGGCAGAGCGAGAGCGCCAGGAGGCAGCAGCUGGUGGAGAAGGAGGUCAAGAUGCGGGAGAAACAGUUCUCGCAGGCACGACCCCUGACUCGCUACCUGCCCAUCCGGAAGGAGGACUUUGAUCUGAAGACCCACAUCGAGUCGUCGGGCCACGGCGUUGACACCUGCCUGCACGUGGUGCUCAGCAGCAAGGUCUGCCGCGGCUACUUGGUCAAGAUGGGCGGCAAGAUUAAGUCCUGGAAGAAGCGCUGGUUCGUCUUCGACCGGCUGAGGCGCACGCUCUCCUACUACGUGGACAAGCACGAGACGAAGCUGAAGGGGGUCAUCUACUUCCAGGCCAUUGAGGAGGUCUACUACGACCACCUGCGCAGCGCGGCCAAGAAGAGGUUUUUCAGCUUCACGGUGGUGACUGAGAGCCCGAACCCGGCCCUCACCUUCUGCGUGAAGACCCACGACCGGCUGUACUACAUGGUGGCCCCUUCGGCCGAGGCCAUGCGCAUCUGGAUGGAUGUCAUCGUCACCGGAGCAGAGGGCUACACUCAGUUCAUGAACUGACUGGGGUGGACCCCCCCGACCCUCGGCCCCGUGGGCGGGCUCCCAGCGGCCUGGGAGGGCGGAGCGAGCUGGGGCUUCUGUACGAGACCUUGUUCCACGCGUGAGGAGCUCCCCGGUGAACUUCGGGGCUCAGGCCCCCAAGGAACCAGCCAGCAGCUACCCCGGGCGGAGGCGCAAAGCCUGGCGGCUCGUGCCCGCGGGGCUGUCACGAGAGGGGCCGCCAGCUCUGACCUGGCGCCCGCGCUCCUCCCCUCUUUUGCAAAAGGACAAAUUGUGGUACCAGAAUCUGCCAAAGAUCCUCUUGCCUCAGCCCCCUGGCCGGCGCCCCGGGGGCGGAGUGGGGCCAUGCUCCUCCCGCCCGCUCCCCCGGCGGGAUCCAGGGCCCACGACCUCCGACCUCCGCUGCCAGCCUCGAGGUCCUAACCCACCACGCGCUCCACGGUGACCGCUUCGAUGCCGCGGCCCCUCCCCGGGUGCGAGGGUGCCCACUGCCCUCUCCCCAGCCCAGGACCUCGGGCAUCGCUCGCUGGGGACGGACCGACGGCGCUCUGCCUGCCACCCCCGGUCCAGACCUUGCCCUCCCACUGUGCCUUGCUUAGAGCCAGAAGGGACGAAGCUGGGACAGCCAGACACCGGAGGAAGGACACGGGGAGAGGCGGCCGGACGAGGGGGCUGUGGAGCUGGCUGGGCUUCUCACAGGGGUGGGGGCCCCUCCGACGCCCCCGGGGGAAACCCGAGCGGGAACGAGGCGGCUGCGGGAGCAGACCUGGGGACCGGCCGCCCUCCCUUCAGCCUCAGAAGGACGACAGAGAUGGAGAGAAGGCCCGACCACUGGCCCGUCCUUCACGCCUUAACACUAAGCCCCCAGGACUGGGCCAUGGGCGCCCCUCAGUAUUUGUAAGCAUCUCAACAGAAAAUAAAGCGUUUGGACUAUG
Suricata suricatta (meerkat) is the source of this 4775-nucleotide messenger RNA. RefSeq names its product pleckstrin homology like domain family B member 1 (gene PHLDB1). Gene Ontology annotation, molecular function: protein binding. The coding region runs from base 238 to 3840 and encodes 1200 amino acids. NCBI's taxonomy places the organism in Eukaryota, Metazoa, Chordata, Mammalia, Carnivora, Herpestidae. The record is from RefSeq and is a predicted model, not a curated record. Gene Ontology annotation, biological process: regulation of microtubule cytoskeleton organization. The transcript has 22 exons. Gene Ontology annotation, cellular component: basal cortex.